AUGUUCUCCAGCAUGACCGCCUCAUUUGUUGGUGCCAAUUCCACCGAGACUCCCUGUGAUCGUCGCUGUCUGGCAAAUUCUCUGGUUCAGAAAGAACUGUUCAGUGCACCACAGAGUGAUAACUGUACCAUCAUAGUGAACAUCACUUCAAUACAGUACGAGACAUUGUCUUUCGAUACAAAAGACAUGAAAAUGACCAGCCGUAUCAAGGUAAACAUGCUGUGGAACGAUCCUGAUCUUGGAUGGAUGCAAGAGAAAUAUAAAUAUCCAACAAUUCUUUUGCCAGUUGAUAAAAUCUGGAUUCCUCGGAUAGUUUUGGACAAUGCAAUAGAAACGACCAUGGAGCCGUACACUAAUGAUGUACAGGUGCGGCGGGAUGGAACUGUGGUCCAUUCGGUUGUUUUGUUCACGAUGGUGAGCUGUGAAAUCAACCUCUUUAACUACCCCUUUGUGAUGGGGUCGUGCCCUGUGGCCAUCAAUGGAUGGAGCCAGAAAACUUGCGCGCUCACUCUCCAGAUCGCUGAUAAUGUGACUUUGGUUGGCGGCAGUCGAGGAGAGUGGCACACUAGGGGCGUGAUCAAAACUGUGGAUUCAUCCAAUCAUGUUUAUCUCCAAGUCGCUCUCUCGAUUAACCCCUUCGGGGCUGUUGUAACCCUGAUCCUGCCCAGUGGACUGGUACUGCUGGCUGACCUGGUGAGCUUUGCUCUGCCAUUUGAAGGGGGAGAACGCAACUCUUUUAAGGUCACCUUGGUCCUUAGCUUCACCAUGUUCCUCCUCAUCCUCAAUGAACACUUGCCUAGCAGUGGCAACUGUAGCCCCCUCCUCCAUUACCACUUCAGCUUCUGUCUGGUGUGUUUGGUCAUGAGUACGCUGGCUUCCAUAGUGCUAACACGUCUGUCUAUAGACGACAGCUUCUUACUGUGCAGACGCUCUGCCAAACCACAACAUGACAGCCUGGAUCAGGAGAAAGAUGCAGGUGUGAUUGCAACCCAGUCUGGUAAUCUGGCUUCAGAGAUGGCUUCGCUCCAGAAAAUAGUGAAAUUUUUGCAGAACAUUGAUAAAGGAGAAAAGGAGGCGCGUAGUAAAGUGGCAUUUGCUUACCUCCUAGACAAAUUCUGCUUUGGCUUUUUUAUAAUCAUCUACAUAAUUUAUGCCAUAAUUCUUAUUAGUAUCACCCGAGCAGACAUUUGUAAGGUUAAUAAUCUAGACUUCUGGGAUGAUUCCCACCAUAAAGAUGACAACUUUGACUACUCAUACACAUAA
Sinocyclocheilus grahami is the source of this 1263-nucleotide messenger RNA. RefSeq names its product 5-hydroxytryptamine receptor 3A-like. NCBI's taxonomy places the organism in Eukaryota, Metazoa, Chordata, Actinopteri, Cypriniformes, Cyprinidae. The transcript is spliced from 9 exons. The record is from RefSeq and is a predicted model, not a curated record. Gene Ontology annotation, cellular component: membrane. Gene Ontology annotation, biological process: monoatomic ion transmembrane transport. Gene Ontology annotation, molecular function: extracellular ligand-gated monoatomic ion channel activity; transmembrane signaling receptor activity. Bases 1 to 1263 code for a protein of 420 amino acids.